This is a messenger RNA of Cavia porcellus (domestic guinea pig), 2043 nucleotides long. RefSeq names its product katanin catalytic subunit A1 like 2 (gene Katnal2). The coding region runs from base 81 to 1703 and encodes 540 amino acids. Lineage: Eukaryota; Metazoa; Chordata; Mammalia; Rodentia; Caviidae. The record is from RefSeq and is a predicted model, not a curated record. The transcript has 16 exons. Gene Ontology annotation, molecular function: ATP binding; protein binding; ATP hydrolysis activity.
GAGUCACAUUCCUCAGACUUACUGGUCAGCCCAGUAACUGACUUCUUUUCUUCCUCUCCUGGACCCUAAGGCAGAAUCUAAUGGAGCUUUCUUACCAGACCCUCAAAUUCACUCAUCAGGCGCGCGAAAUGUACAAGAUGAAGACAGAAGCGCGACGAAAAAAUGUCCUCGUUUUGAUUUUGCAUUAUUUAACUCAAGAAGGAUACAUUGAUACAGCCCAUACAUUGGAGCAAGAAACUCAACUGGGUUUACAGCGCUUUGAAGUUUGUGACAACGUUGACCUUGAAACCAUUUUGAUGGAAUAUGAGAGCUACUAUUUUAUAAAAUUCCAGAAAUAUCCCAAAAUUGUUAAAAAGACAUCAGAUACAGUCACAGCAGAAAAUAACUUACUGCCAAGAAGUGGAGGGAAGACCAAAAGAAUGAUGGAUGACAAUUGUCAAAAUCUCCCCAAGAUCAAUCACCAGAGGCCAAGAUCCAAAGCCCCAGCAGGGAAGACAAGGGACACCAAAUCUCUAAAUAAGGAGCAUCCUAAACAGGAGAGUGUCAAUAAUGCUCAUGUGGAGAAUGCUGACUUUGGUUUAAAUAUAUCAAGAAUUCACAGAGACAGUGGAGAGGAAAAUGCCAUCCCACGACGAGGCCAAAUCACUGACUUUGGAGGGCUGCUCACAGAUGCUGUCAAAGGAACAACCAGUGAAUUUGCCUUGAACACCUUUGACUGUAACCCAGAUCCCUCUGAACGAUUGCUGAAACCUCUGAGUGCAUUUAUUGGCAUAAACAGUGAGAUGCGAGAAUUGGCAGCAGUGGUGAGCCGGGACAUUUAUCUCCAUAAUCCAAACAUAAAAUGGGAUGACAUUAUUGGACUGGAUGCAGCCAAGCAGUUAGUCAAAGAAGCAGUUGUAUAUCCUAUCAGGUAUCCACAGCUCUUUACAGGAAUUCUUUCCCCCUGGAAAGGUCUCCUGCUUUAUGGCCCUCCAGGUACAGGAAAGACUUUACUGGCCAAAGCUGUGGCCACUGAGUGCAAAACAACCUUCUUUAACAUUUCUGCAUCCACCAUUGUCAGCAAAUGGAGAGGGGAUUCAGAAAAACUUGUUCGGGUGCUAUUUGAACUUGCUCGCUAUCACGCCCCCUCCACCAUCUUCCUGGAUGAGCUGGAGUCAGUCAUGAGCCAGAGAGGAACUGCUCCCGGAGGGGAACAUGAAGGCAGCCUGCGGAUGAAGACAGAGUUACUGGUGCAGAUGGACGGGCUGGCACGCUCAGAGGAUCUUGUAUUUGUCUUAGCCGCAUCUAACCUGCCAUGGGAGCUGGACUAUGCCAUGUUACGCCGCCUGGAGAAGAGGAUCCUGGUUGAUCUCCCCAGCCAAGAAGCCAGGCAGGCCAUGAUCCACCACUGGCUGCCACCUGUGAGCAAGAGCAGAGCCUUGGAGCUUCGCACAGAUCUCGAGUACAGUGUGCUGAGCCAGGAGACGGAGGGCUACUCAGGCUCAGACAUUAAGCUGGUUUGCAGGGAAGCAGCCAUGCGACCUGUGAGGAAGAUCUUCAGUGCACUUGAAAAUCACCAGGCAGAGAACAGCCAUUUACCUGGGAUCCAGUUGGAUACAGUGACUACAGCUGACUUUUUGGAUGUUCUAGCUCACACCAAGCCUUCAGCAAAGAAUCUGACUCAGAGAUACUCAGCCUGGCAGAGAGAAUUUGAGUCUGUCUGAAAUCGCACUUACCCUGAUCUGGGUACUAGGUCAACCAUGGAGGUGCCCUAGGUUAUUAGUAUAGGUGGGAGAAACAUCAUGAUUGGAACAGAAAAGAGGAAAAUGAUUUUGAAACAAUGGAGUAAUUUGAACAACAGUAUUUUAUGGAAAGAGAAGAUAUUUUCAUUAAUUUUUCAUCACAGAUGUCAGCAAAAUAUUGGUGAUUUCAAUUACAUUUAUAUGUGCUAUUACAGCAAGCAUUGGAGAUUUGUCUUACAAUUAGACUCCAUAAAAUUUUGAUGAACAAUUUCCUGUAGUUUCCUCAUUUGUAAACUAUUAUCUUCACUUUGAAUAAAAAGAU